Messenger RNA from Exaiptasia diaphana, 1580 nucleotides. RefSeq names its product solute carrier family 25 member 51. The coding region runs from base 127 to 1011 and encodes 294 amino acids. The record is from RefSeq and is a predicted model, not a curated record. NCBI's taxonomy places the organism in Eukaryota, Metazoa, Cnidaria, Anthozoa, Actiniaria, Aiptasiidae. The transcript has a single exon.
UGGUAUGUUUUGAGUACUACUAGUAUGUGGUCGUCUUCGUUCGAGGUCACGUAAAUAUUGACAAGCCAAAGCAGACUGAUUGAAGCCCUGUUUCUUAAAGUGCAGUGGAUAGAUAUACUACGAGAAAUGGCUGUAAAGCUGAAUAAAACUCCGAUUAAAUCUGAUGUUGAUUUAGAUAACAGAGAUUGGCCUGACUUCCUUUGUGGUGCUGGCGCUGCCUUUACAAACAUAUUGAUAACCUUUCCUGCUUAUAAGAUUAUGUUCAGACAGCAGUUAGAAGGAAUAGUACUCAAGAAGGCUGCAAAGCAAGUAUUUCGUGAAGGAAUAUCGAAUCUGUACCGUGGUGUUAUCCCGCCUUUAAUUCAACGUGGGACAUCUCUCUCACUAAUGUUUGGCUCUUACCAUAAAUUCCAAAGAAUUCUGUCGCAAACUCUUACAGAUGUGAAUCCUACAGUAGUCAAUGCUUUUGCUGCUUUACUUGCUGGUUCAGUUGAAGCAACACUUACRCCAUUUGAAAGGGUWCAAAUUCUGCUCUCAGAUAGAGCUUUCAAUGAAAGAUUCUCCAAUACUUAUCAUGUUUUUAAGGAAAUCCGAAUCAAUUACGGGUUUAGGGAAUAUUACCGCGGGCUCACUGCUAUUUUACUUAGGAAUGGUCCAUCAAAUGUCUUGUUCUUUGGCUUUAGAGGAAAAAUCAAAGAAACACUGCCAGAAUCAUCUACCAAGAUGGGGAACAURGCAAAUGAUUUUGUUAGCGGUGCUGUUCUAGGUGCAGCACUUAGUACUUURUUCUUUCCAGURAAUGUCGUCAAGAAUCAAAUGCAGAAGAAUCUAGGAGGAGAGUUUACUAGCUUUAUCAAGACAUUUAUUUUGGUAUAUAAUGAGAGAGGGCGGAGUAUUAAAAGGUUAUACUAUGGUCUUCCCUUGAACUACACAAGAGCUCUUGUCUCUUGGGGGAUUAUCAACUGUACAUAUGAAGAAUUGAAGAAAUUGAUUGGAAAAUUGAACUUAUAGCCAUAUUAGGACUGGCUUUAUAAACUGCUUAAAAAACAUUAUUCACAUACAUAGAUAUUAACAAAUGCUGAAAAUGAUGGUUUGAAUUACGGUCAUUAAAUGUGUAAGGAAUUGUGAUCAUUACUAUCUGGUUCAGCCAAUGAGAUGACAGCUCGCCAACAUAGUUGGCUUCAUAUCUCAGUUGUUACAGGACUGCAUCGUCAUCACAGAGGUCAUAGGUUUGAUUCCCUUUGAAGCCUGAAAUGUUUUAGGGCGAUACAUUUAUUAAUAAUCAGAUUAUUAUUAUACUGCAAUGAUCACAAUUUCUUACACAUUCACCAAACUCAAACCUUCAUUUUCAAAAUAUAACAAUGUUGGUAUAUAUAAUGUAAAAUCAACACAUUGUUUUWAGUAUUCAAAUUUAUUCUUAUAUCAAAGUAUUACCAUUCAUAAAGUUUGUGUAUGAGUUAUUGAUUUUGCAUCUUUUUUCAAUAGUACAGAAAACAAAAUAGAAAUAGAAAUUCAUUUAAAAUUAUGUUAAUGUAAAAUCAUGUGAYAUUUUUUUAUUUUAAUAAAUGACAUGAACAUCA